Echinops telfairi (small Madagascar hedgehog) is the source of this 1103-nucleotide messenger RNA. It is a transcript of the gene KLK15, whose product is annotated as kallikrein related peptidase 15. The record is from RefSeq and is a predicted model, not a curated record. The transcript has 6 exons. NCBI's taxonomy places the organism in Eukaryota, Metazoa, Chordata, Mammalia, Afrosoricida, Tenrecidae. Gene Ontology annotation, biological process: proteolysis. Gene Ontology annotation, molecular function: serine-type endopeptidase activity. The coding region runs from base 136 to 906 and encodes 256 amino acids.
UCGAGUCCCCGCCACCGGACUCCCUCUUCCUCACGGACUCCGGGCCGCUCCACUCAGGGCCUUGCCGUGCGGCUUCCCCCGAGGGUCGCCCCCAUCCGAUCCAGACAUCAGCUCAUCCCUGGCCCCUCCUCCACCAUGUGGCUGCUCCUCGCCUUCUCAGUCUUGCUGGCGUCUGCAGGGGCCCAGGAUGCUGAGAAGGUCCUGAAGGGGGAGGAGUGUGUACCCCACUCCCAGCCUUGGCAAGUGGCCCUCUUUGAGAAAGGGCGCUUCAACUGUGGGGCGUCCCUCAUCUCACCACAGUGGGUGCUGUCUGCAGCGCACUGCCAGAGCCGCUCCAUACGCGUGCGGCUGGGCGAGCACAACCUGCGCAAACACGAAGGCCCGGAACAACUGCGCGUGGUGUCGCGCAUCAUCGCGCACCCGGGCCACGAAGCGCACAGCCACCGGAAUGACAUCAUGCUGCUGAAGCUGGCCCGGCCGGUGCGGCUCACCCAGAAUGUGCGUCCUGUGCCCUUACCCUGGCGCUGUCCCCGCCCGGGCCAGGCCUGCGUGGUGUCUGGCUGGGGGCUGGUGUCGAACAAUGAGUCCGGGACCAAGGGCAGCCCUGAGUCACAAGUCAGCCUCCCAGAUACGCUGCACUGCGCCAACAUCAGCAUCAUCUCGGACGCCUCUUGUGACAAGGACUACCCGGGAAGGGUGAUGACCACCAUGGUGUGUGCAGGUGUGGAGGGUGGAGGAACAGACUCCUGUGAGGGUGACUCCGGGGGACCCUUGGUCUGUGGGGGAUUCUUGCAGGGCAUUGUGUCCUGGGGUGAUGUCCCCUGUGACACCACCAGCAAGCCCGGAGUAUACACCAAGGUCUGCCAAUACCUCAAGUGGAUCAGAGAAACCAUGAAAAGGAACUGACCGAGGUGGCCGACGGAUGGAGCCACAGCAGCACCAGUGGCCGGCUGGCAGCCCUCUCCUGACCUGGGACCGAAUCAGACUAUUCCCCAAGACCCUGUCCAAGGCUCAGUCUUAGCCGAGGACUUGGCCCUUCUGAGGCCAGAGCUGGUGCUCAAGCUCACCUGUCAAAGCUCUGAAAUAAGAGUGUGUGCAUCCAA